Messenger RNA from Drosophila virilis, 1558 nucleotides. The record is from RefSeq and is a predicted model, not a curated record. NCBI's taxonomy places the organism in Eukaryota, Metazoa, Arthropoda, Insecta, Diptera, Drosophilidae.
GUGCCCGUAUAUAAAAAUACUAAAACCAACAUCGAUAACAAAUUUGUUGAAUACAUCUCAGAAGGCGAGCGAAUUUUUUACAUUUUAGUCGAAAAUGGCUUCUUUUUUGGCGCGUGCAGGCGGUACCCUUAUCGAAUCAGUAAAACCCAAGACAGUUACAAAGAUCCUUAAUUAUACUCCCAUUGGGCUGCAGCAAUUAAGAAACCUUAAUGUGCAGGAGCAUGUCUCGUACACUCUGCUCAACGAAAGUAGCAUCCCAACACCUCGGUUUGCCGUUGCCAAGAACGGCAAGGAGGCCCAUGACAUUGCGCAAAAGCUGAAAACAGAUAAUCUGGUGCUUAAGGCGCAGGUUCUUGCCGGUGGUCGUGGCAAAGGUACAUUCAAGAAUGGCCUCAAGGGCGGCGUUCGCGUCGUUUUCAGUCCGGAAUCUGCAGAGGAAUAUGCCACCAAGAUGAUCGACCAGCUGCUAGUCACCAAACAAACGGGCGCAGCGGGCCGCAUCUGUAAGAAGGUAAUGGUCGCCGAACGAAAGUUUCCCCGCCGUGAGUUUUAUUUUUCCGUAAUGAUGGAACGCGCCUUCAACGGCCCUGUACUGAUUGCAUCCAAGGAGGGUGGCGUUGACAUCGAAGAAGUUGCCAAAGAAAAUCCCGAGGCCAUCAUUUACGAGCCGAUCGACAUUGGUAAGGGACUCACCAAGGAGCAGGCCUGCAAAAUUGUUGAUAAGGUUGGUCUGGGCGGAAGCUCUGCCGAUGAACAUAUCCAGAUGCUUCUUAACUUGUACAAGCUGUUUGUAAAGAAGGAUGCGCUCUUGGUUGAGAUUAAUCCCUAUGCCGAAGAUGCUAUGACUGGCUGCUUCUUCGCCCUCGAUGCUAAAUUGCGUUUUGAUGACAAUGCCGAGUUCCGUCAGAAGGAGCUGUUCAGCAUGCGCGACUGGACCCAGGAGGAUCCCAAAGAGGUUGAGGCGGCCAAAUACAAUUUGAAUUACAUUGCUCUAGAUGGUACCAUCGGUUGCAUGGUGAAUGGUGCUGGCUUGGCCAUGGCAACGAUGGAUAUUAUCAAGUUGUACGGCGGUGAGCCGGCAAAUUUCCUUGAUGUUGGCGGUGGCGCCACAGCAGAGGCUGUGAAGGCGGCAUUCAAGAUUAUUACAUCGGACAAGAAAGUCAUGUGUUUAUUGGUGAACAUUUUCGGUGGUAUUAUGCGUUGCGAUGUCAUUGCUGAGGGUAUCAUUGCGGCCGCCAAGGAUCUGAAUCUGAACUUGCCAAUUGUCGUGCGCUUGCAGGGCACCAAAGUGAAGGAGGCUCGCGAACUAAUACGUUCAUCGGGCUUGAAGAUCUUGGCACGUGAUGAUUUGGACAAGGCUGCCGAUUUGGCUGUGCAUUUGGCGCAAAUCGUUUCGCUGGCACGCGAAAUGAACAUGGAUGUUAACUUUGAGAUCCCCGAUGCACAAAAGGACAAGUGCAAAAAAGAUCAAAAAAAGGAAGAAAAGAAAGAUCAAUGCAAGGAUAAAAAGAAAUAAGAUGGAGAAACUGAAGACGAUUAAAAUCGGUUUGCAUGCCAA